AGUCUCAGGAAAACUGUUGCUCCUAAACUUCUAGAGAGACAAUCGCAUCUACUCUGAACUAAAAUUGUUGUUCCCACAAUGGAGAAGGUGGUAAUGAUCAUCAUGAUUAUGUUUGCUCUUGGAAUCAACCACUGGUCUUGCACAGGGUUGCCACGGUAUGCGGAUCCCCUCGUGGAUGACGCCUUCAAUGCUUCUGUCAGUGCAGCAAAUGCCAGGAUACAUGGUCGAUUUCUCUAUCGGCCAUACAAAAGUUCACUGAAAAAUGAAUCUGUCGCAGAAGAUAACUCCAGGAACCUAUUUUUCGAGUUCUACAUGCAAAAAACUGUAUGCCGGAAACGUAUUGGAGCAAAUCCCUUUACAUGUGCCUUCCAAAGAAGGACCAGCAGGAGUGUGGUCAAGUGUGAAAGCAGAGCAACCGUGAUUGAAAAUACUCUGUACUAUGCGAUUGCUGACUGUUUCUUCAUCUGGCACUCGGACAGUACUUUCCAAACUUGAGGAAAUAUGGAAAACCAGACCCUAAUUCUCAUGUUGAAUGGAAUCUGAUGAAUAUAACGAAAGAGAAGAUCUAAUGAAGAAAGAUAAUUUAUGAAUUGUGUAAUUUUUAAAUCAAUUUAAGUCUGUAAUAAAUGUCUUACUUUUCCUCUAAGA
This is a messenger RNA of Tupaia belangeri chinensis (Chinese tree shrew), 648 nucleotides long. RefSeq names its product secreted phosphoprotein 24-like. The record is from RefSeq and is a predicted model, not a curated record. Gene Ontology annotation, cellular component: extracellular region. Lineage: Eukaryota; Metazoa; Chordata; Mammalia; Scandentia; Tupaiidae. Gene Ontology annotation, biological process: bone remodeling. Bases 79 to 495 code for a protein of 138 amino acids. The transcript is spliced from 6 exons.